Messenger RNA from Dromaius novaehollandiae (emu), 7244 nucleotides. It is a transcript of the gene ALPK3, whose product is annotated as alpha kinase 3. Gene Ontology annotation, biological process: cardiac muscle cell development; protein phosphorylation. Gene Ontology annotation, molecular function: ATP binding; protein serine/threonine kinase activity. The transcript is spliced from 13 exons. The record is from RefSeq and is a predicted model, not a curated record. Gene Ontology annotation, cellular component: nucleus. Bases 1249 to 5502 code for a protein of 1417 amino acids. Lineage: Eukaryota; Metazoa; Chordata; Aves; Casuariiformes; Dromaiidae.
AUAAAGACUGAAGAGUUUUCAGCUUCUCCAAAAAGCUGAUACCUCUGAUGCUGAAGUACUGAGUGUGACCAACUCGGGCCACCUGCUUGUCAGCGGAAAAAUGAGUUUGCGGCGCUCUGCACUCUUGAGUGCCAUUUCGUUGAACGUCUCCUGGGUGAAGUUGCCUGCUUUGUGGCCAGAGCUGCAGAUGGUGCAUGGAAGGCUCAGGUGCUGCUUCUUGGAAACCUACUUGUAUAAAUGUCCUUACAUUUAGUCUCUGUGAUUAAUGACUGUUUCAUUUUUACAGCCUCUGAUUACCAUUUACAAUGUGGCUUGCUCAUCCUGGCAGUCAGCCUGAGUAAGGCAGUUGUACCUUCUUUUAAUAGGAACUCUGACCUGUGCAAAACGACUCAUCAUUAAUGCAUCUCUGUAAUGGUUUAUUUCUGCUCCUUUCCAUGCUUUUCUGUCUAAUGGUUUUGUAUGCUGUUUUUUGCUUAGCUUAUCAAGCAGCAGAUUAUCUCUCUCCAGUUUAGGAAGGUAAAACUACAUUGCAUUAAACUUCUCUGACCAAGCACUUUGCUGAAUCUGACUGCAUGUGAUUAAUCUGUAAUGCUUUGGUACUAAUUAAAGAGAGCACUGAAGUGAUGUAACGGCCUUAUUCUGCAUGACUGGAUCUCUUAAUACUUGCAUGAACUGCAGACAGCGAAGUGAGUGUUUGUCAUAAAUCCUGUGUCAGGUGCAAGAAAUAUUCAUCUUUCUUAGCCAAAGGAUGGGUAUACAGUUUGUUCAGCUAUUUCUUGAUAUUAAAGUGAGACUUCCAUACAGAGACGCAUUAAAAAGUAGAACAUGCGGCUGCGCUGAGAUGCAAUCAAAGAAGAAAUGUUCUUCUUUCCCCACCAUCCUGUGCUUUAUCAUGAAGAUUCUCCUUCCUUUGGACUCUGCACUGAACCACACUUGUGCAGUUGUACUUUGCCUCUGGCAAAACAGCACAUUUGGAAGUCAGUUGGCGUUAAUGAUUUGCUGCAGAAGCGGGUAGAGGACUGACUGUGGAGGGAAAGGCCUCUGCAGAAUGCUCCUGUAGUUCUGGGAUUGUUAACCAAAAGGAGCACCUUCUGCGCAAUCAUUUCUCAGCUGACGGAGGAAACCCAGCCACUAUUUGAAACCACUAUCAAAUCCCGUUCUGUGUCCGAGGAUUCUGAUGCUAAAUUCACGUGCAUAGUGACAGGAUACCCACAGCCAGAAGUGACCUGGUAUAAGGAUGAUGAAGAGAUGGACCGCUACUGUGGUUUACCCAAGUAUGAGAUUUUCCGUCAUGGAAAUCGCCACACCCUGCAGCUGUAUAAGUGCAGAGAGGAAGAUGCAGGCAUUUACCAGGCCUCAGCUAGAAAUAACAAAGGCAUCGUAUCCUGCUCUGGUGUGCUGGAAGUGGGAACCAUGACGGAGUUCAAAAUCCAUCAGAAGUGGUUUGCCAAAAUUAAGAGAAAAGCUGAAGAAAAACUGCGAGAAAUAGAACAGGGCAAGAAACGAGGGAAAGAAAAUGUGGAGGUGGAGAAGUUGCAGAGGAUGAGCCCCGAUCGGCUCCAGAGAAAGCGGAGGCUGACUAGGGAUCUGAAUUUCCGGUCAGGAACCUCCUCAUGGGAGAAAGAGGAUGUGGCAAAAGUGCAUGUUGCUGAUUCUCAGUCCAGAUUACAUGAGGAUAUUGCUGAGCCGAAGGAACCACCUGUAAAUGCGAUGACUGGCUUUUCAAACAAAUUGAUAACACCUUUGAAAGCAGAAGUGACCGCCAAUGGAGAUGUCUCUCUGGAAAGUGGGGAGGAGAAUGGGAACAGCUUUCUUGCAUACAUCUAUGAGACAGUGGAGGACCUAAAAGCCAAGCCCAUGGCCAAAGACUCUGCUGCCAGAAAGAAAAAGAAGGUAGUGGAACCUCCAGGAGCAAAACAGGAAGUUUCAAAGAAAGAAGAAAGUGGAAGAGAUAAGGUGAACCCCUCAUCAAAUCCAAGGUUUGCCCCUCCUGUCCCCUUGCGCAGGAACACACGUUUGAGGGUAGCAAAUGAUCAAGAGGUGGAAAAUAUUCCAAAAACCAAAGAGUCUGGAAAACCUAUGAAUCAGGACACUAAAACUAAUGCAUAUCAACAGAGCUUGCCACCUUCCAAGAGUGACGUGCACUUCUCUUUGAAAGAGAUGUAUUUCGAUAAUCAAAAGAAACCCGCAGUGGGGAAGGAGGAGGCAGGGGCUACAGAAGAAGCUGUGAACGAGGCUGUGCUGCAGCCCGUGGGCAUCAGCAGACAAGCAGAGAGUACUUCAUCUCCCUCAAAAGUGUCAAAGGCAGGACAUGACUCAUCUGAGGGACAGAAAGGCCAGCGUAAAGAACCGAAGCCAGAGGGAAACAAAGCCCCUGAUCCGCAGGUUGCAGUAACAGUGGGACAGUCUGCUAGUGACUUAAAACAUCCAGUGUCUGGUCCAACGGUAGACACUGGUCAGCAAGCCAACAAGUGUGAGGAGGUCAGGAAAGAGACACCCAUCUGCCAGGAGACCAGGGGGUCUGGAAAAAGGACAAAUCCUAGGCUGAGGCUUCAGCAACCAUCAACGCAACCAGCACCUACUCCUGACCACACACAGCCUAGCAAGGAGCACCCUCCCUCUUGGAAACAAGCAGAAGGACAUUCCCAGACUCUCAAAGGCGAAGAGACCCAACAAGGACGGUCAAAUCAAGAGAACAAGAGCCAAGUUGAAAAAGAGCCAUUGCUAAACAAAUCGAGUGCUCCAGCACCUGGAGAUAAUAUUCCUCUUGAGCAAAGUGCCCAUCUGACGGCAAUAAAGCAUGGGGAGAGCAAAGAGGCAGGAGCACAGCUGCCUGGGAGGCAGCCCCAGGCGGAGGCAGAAGGGAGCUGUGCAGCGGAGCCGUCUCCUGGGGCUGCAGGCAGGGAGGUGGCAGGGACGCCUUUGGUGCUUCAGGAGGCUGAAAUGCCAGCUCCUGUUUCAGUCCAAGCUUCCAAGGAAGAGCCGCUUCCUGCUCCUGCAGCAGGGAUGUCGGUGCUUCAGGAAGCACCGACUGCAGCUCACAGCACCCCAGGGAAAGAGGCUGCAGCAGGGGGAAUCCCGUCUGGAGCCCAGCUGCUGCCAGAUGUGAGCAAAGAAAUGGAAAUCAAAAAGGCAGAUGAAUCUGCCUUACAGGAGAAGUUUCCCGUGAGAUCUUCAGGGGAGGAGAGUGCCAAACCAGUGCCUGUAGGACCUCAAAGAAAGGAAGGAGGAGAGCAAAGAGCUGCAGCUCCAAGCCAGGAGCCAGCAGCACCUUCAGGCACUUCUGAAGGAAGCACUGAGGUCCAGCCACAAGUACCGCUGGUUCUGCCGAGUCCUGAGAGACCUCAGGAGACGUCUUUGGAGGAGAAGAUGCAGCACAAAAACCUUGUGUCUUCCUUGAAGAACUAUCUACUUCUGCUUUUAAAAAUAUCAGAUAGCAGUAAGGAUGUCAUGAAAGAUGACACUGACCUCAAUGAAGAGGAGCAAGCUGCUGUGGAGGAAGCAGUGCUCCCAGAAAUUGGCAUUGCAGGCCUGAGCCCCCGAACCUCAAGGAAAGUUUUGGAGAAGGUACAAAACAAUCAGCUCUUCCAGACAGCAGAAAACUUGCUUCUGACUCCCAGGACAUCCAGGCGGAUCACGGGUAUGAUCAAUGAGGAAUUCGUUACCAGCAAGGAGAUGCUGGCUUGCAGGCCUGUGCCACCAAAGAGACGUACCAGGGUAGCUCCUGAGGUGGAGGGGCCACUCCAACUCUCUGUGCCUUCUAUCGUGGUGGGCAGCAUGCCAGCAGCAGGAGCAGGGCAGCCUCCUAACAAUAUUUCUGAUUUGCAUCCAGCGAGCUGUGAGAAAGAGAGCCCUGCUGACCCUCUUGCGAUGCUGCCUUGUGCUACCCCAGAGGAGCUUGCUUCUGGGGCGCGACGCAAAAUAUACCUGCCAAAAACCAAGCAGGUGGGGGAGGAAGAGGAUGCAACCGCAGAGAGCCAAGGGCAUAUGAAAAGUCCUACUGUUUCGCCACGGCAAUCCAGGAAGAAUGCAGCCCUAUUGCAAACCCCUGUCCUGGCUCCGUCCCCUCCUACAGAGCAGCGCUCACCAACCCUCAUGAGAAAGAUGGCCACAUUGGAGGUCCCUAAGCUGUAUGAGGAGCCCACAGGUGAUGGCAGCAGUGACCGUGAAGUUCCUGAAGAUAUUAAGCCAGAAGUACAACUGGCAGAGUCCAAGAAAGAAAAUAACCCAUUUAAAGCUCCACAGGUGAUUCGUAAGAUCAGGGCAGAACAAUUUUCCGAUGCAUCAGGAAACCUGAAACUUUGGUGCCAGUUCUUCAAUAUUUUGAGCGAUUCUAAGCUGAUGUGGUACAAGGACGAGAUCCCUGUAGCAGAAGCCCAAAGGAGUGCCGGUGACGAGGGCCAGGCAGCCUUGGCUAUUGUGCAGGCAUCCCGGAAGGACUGCGGGGUCUACCAGUGUGUGAUAAGCAAUGAGUACGGCACUGACUCCACUGAUUUUUUGCUCAGCCCAGAAGUGCUGUCAGGAUUUAUCUUGCGGGAAGAGAUCGAAGUUGGUGAGGAGAUCGAGAUGACGCCCAUGGUGUUUGCGAAAGGCUUGGCUGACUCGGGCUACUGGGGGGACAAGUUCUUCGGGCGUGUUGUGAGCGAGGACAUGGAAGUGGGUGCCGGCUUCCUGCGCAAAGCCUGCCGUGCCAGGGCCAUCUACGGCCUGGAGCCUGUCUUUGAGUCUGGCCGGACCUGCGUCAUCAAAGUGCACAAUUUCAUUGUCUUUGGGACCAAGAAUGAGAAUAGCCUCAUCGAGAAGAACUACGAUAUCACCAUCCAGGAAUGUAAAAUCCAGAACUCCAGCCGAGAGUACUGCAAGAUCUUUGCUGCUGAGGCACGAGCCAUCCCCGAUUUUGGAGCAGUGCCUGAGAUAAUUCCUCUGUACCUGAUUUACCGACCGGCUAACAACAUCCCUUAUGCCACGGUGGAGGAGGAUCUGGGGGGCCCCUGCGAACAGUACUGUGUCACCGAGAGAGACGGCAGCCUGGUGGCAAGGGGCACCUCAGAGAUUGUGCUCAAGUGCUGCACCUUCCAGCACUGGGUCUACCAGUGGACAAAUGGAAACAUCCUUGUGACUGACAUGGAAGGGGUGGGAUGGAAGAUGACCAAUGUGAGGAUAGCUACCAAUCUGAAAGGGUACCAGGGGCUGAAGGAAAGCUGCUUCCCAUCCCUGUUGGAGCAAUUCGCAGCUACUCACCAGUGUAACCACUACUGUGCCAUCCUGGGCCUGAAGACUCUGGAGCCGGUGAAGCCCAAGGGGUCCAAGAGCCCCUCCAUGGGCAGGAAGUCCACCCAGUCCAGCCCCCAGCUUCCAAAGAAGGGCCUGGCAAGUCCCCAGGGCACCCGCAAGGCUUCUGUGAGCCCCAAGAGCUCCCGGAAAGCGGGAGAAUCGGGGGAGGCCCAGGCAGCCUCCAAACUCAGAUCUGGAGAGAGCGGCAAGUCCGGCCACCCUCAGUAGCCAGAGCCGCCUCGGCUGGGACUCUGCUCGGGCCCUGCGCCCAAGCAGCCGGGAGGCAGCGUGCACCUCCGCACCCCGUUGGGAAGGGGGAGACCCCAGCAGCAGCCGCUGCCGCCACUCUCCUUCCUUCGGCUCCUGCCCCGGCUCGUAGCGUUUGUGUUGUGUGUGGUGUGCUAGCGAAAGAGCGACCUGGCUGGAUUCACAGCAGGGCCUGCAGAGCUGUGGGUGUUGCGGCGCUGGCCCACGGCCGCCAUCUUUAUUACCUCUUUAACAUAAGCUGCCACCGAUGGUGGACCUGUGGGGCUUUACAGCCCUGUGCAGUGGGGCUUGCUUCCCUCUGUUGACUGUCCGUUUAGCUUUCUUAAGCUCGGUGCUGGUGCCUGGCUCUGGUGUGCUCAAGGCCGGGGCCGUCAGCCCUGCUCCUUUGGGCUUUGCCUAUGCCAUGCUGAUCUACAAGGCCCCCUUCCUGGCAGUGUCCCCAAUGCUUGCCAAGGUGACAGGCAGCCUGGGCUGGUCUGCCUCCUAGCACCUUUGUGCUCCCCCACCACAUGCCACUGCACAUAUCCCCCUUAGUGUCCUCCCUGAAGACACCGCGUCAAACCUUGCCAGUGCUCCAUGUCAAGGAUGUGAACCCAAACAGGGCCCGCCUGGUCCCGUUUGCCCCGGCAAAGCUCUGAAAAAGGCAAGACUUUGUUUCGCUGCAGCUGGUUUUAGUGGUGAGCUGCAGCUCUCGUGCUUCUUUGCUGCUGUUGUUUGGGGAACCUGUCACGUGGGAUGACACUGGUGUUGGUACUGGUGCUGGUGGCUGCAUGGCAAUGGGGGUUUGCAUCCCUGCCUCCCUCUGUACUCCCAGCCUCCUCGUGCAUCCUAGGGCAAGCAUCAUGAGGUCCCUAGGGCCUCCCACCCCCUUGCCGGGUGGUUGCUGAGGCCGGUGGUGUUGCCCAUGGGUGCCAGCCAUGCCACAGGAAGGCUGCUCUACCUCAUGCAGGGCCCCCAGGAGCUGGGGGAGGUCUCCCCUGCAUGCCGAGGGCUGCUGUGGCACAUGCGCCCGUUUGGCCUGCUCCUUCAGCUCACCAGGUUUGACACCUCUUGCCUGUCUGCCAUAUGCAAACCCUACCUGGCUACAAACACCACCCAGUCACCCUUGCUUAGUGCCACCAUAAGGCACUGUGUCAUAUCCCAGUGGAAGUGGCAGCCCCGCUGCCAGCCUGUCUGCCCUGUGUGCCUGCAAAGGAUGGUGCCGGGUGGACUGUCCAACUCUGGGACUUAUGACUUCUGGCCGUGGCAGGAGGCAGUGAUGGAUGGGCAGUGGUGCUCAGGCUGGAAAGUAAAGUGGCCUGAGUUGCAUCAAGCGUCCCUCAAACCCAUCAACUCUUCAAGGUGGGCAAGAGCCAGCAGAGCGUGACGAUGGGCAGCAUUUGCUGCAGUGACGCUUGCUAAGAGCUCUUGUCCCAGCUCUACGUGCUCCUGUCUCACUGCAGAGCCUCACCUUCUCUAGGGCUCUGAAGGAUGGCGUUGCGCAUGUGAUACCACCCCGUAAGAGUCACGAGGGCAUUGGUGUCCCAUCCCAAAUGUGGCUUAUGGCAGCCCAGCAGAGGAGGGGAUGGGUCAGGUCGGGAGCACCGUAUGCUCUGGGCCCCGGUGCUUGCCAUCAGGUCAUUGUAAAAUAACGAUGUACAUAUGUGGCCGCGUUGGCAAACAGCUGUGCUCGAGUGCAAUAAAGCGAGAAGGACUGGCCUGUU